Exophiala oligosperma is the source of this 1676-nucleotide messenger RNA. RefSeq names its product dolichyl pyrophosphate Glc1Man9GlcNAc2 alpha-1,3-glucosyltransferase. Lineage: Eukaryota; Fungi; Ascomycota; Eurotiomycetes; Chaetothyriales; Herpotrichiellaceae. The record is from RefSeq and is a predicted model, not a curated record. Gene Ontology annotation, biological process: protein N-linked glycosylation. The transcript has 4 exons. The coding region runs from base 28 to 1623 and encodes 531 amino acids. Gene Ontology annotation, cellular component: endoplasmic reticulum membrane. Gene Ontology annotation, molecular function: dolichyl pyrophosphate Glc1Man9GlcNAc2 alpha-1,3-glucosyltransferase activity.
CUAGGUGAUAGCUGUUCCUCGUCCGUAAUGGCUGCAGCUGUGUCAACUACCCUGAACAGAUUUCGAGAUAAAACUCCUAUCAUCCCGGAAACCAGACAGCCACAAUCCAAAGGGCAGCCUGGGCUCGAUCAAUGGCCAUCUUUAUUUCAGACAGCUGUAGUAGCAACAGCUCUGAAAGUACUGCUUUUUCCCGCCUACAAAUCCACGGACUUUGAAGUCCAUCGAAAUUGGCUGGCCAUCACUAAUUCCUUGCCCGUCAAAAGCUGGUACUAUGAGACGACCUCAGAGUGGACGCUGGACUAUCCUCCGGCUUUCGCCGCGUUUGAGUGGCUCCUCUCACAGCCAGCCAGACUAAUAGAUCCUGCCAUGGUAGUGGUACGGAACCUGAACUACGACUCUUGGGCGACAAUCUGCUUUCAACGAUCAUCAGUCAUCUCGACCGAAUUACUAUUAGUCUAUGCCUUGAACCUUUACACCGAAACCUCGCCUCUGUCGAGUCGGCGCCAAAGCCAUGCCGUGGCUCUCUCGAUCCUGCUAUCGCCAGGUCUCUUGAUUAUCGACCACAUCCACUUCCAGUACAAUGGGUUUCUAUACGGUGUUUUGAUUCUCUCCAUUGUUCUUGCGCGCAGAGAUUCAACCAUGCUGUACAGUGGCAUGCUCUUUGCUGUUCUCCUGUGUUUGAAGCAUAUCUAUCUCUAUCUGGCUCCAGCUUACUUUGUCUAUCUGGCCCGAGCCUAUUGCCUGCGUCCAAAGAACAUGUUUCGCCCUCAAUUCACCAACAUCAUCAAGCUGGGAACAAGUAUUGUAGCGAUCUUCGGAGCAGCUUUCGGUCCUUUUGUCGUAUGGGGUCAGCUUGAUCAACUCAAAAGUCGACUUUUUCCAUUUGCGAGAGGUCUUUGUCAUGCAUACUGGGCUCCAAAUGCUUGGGCUAUCUACUCGUUCCUGGAUAGGAUGCUGAUAAUAGCAGCCCCUUACCUGGGUCUUGAUGUUGACCAGAAGGCAGUCAACAGCGUUACUCGUGGCCUUGUGGGCGAUACCACCUUUGCCGUCCUGCCAGAUAUUUCAGCCAGGCAAUGCUUCGCUCUUACGCUAUCGUUUCAGAUCAUUGCCCUGACGAAGUUGUGGUUCCGGCCUUCUUGGGACUCGUUUGUGGGAGCCAUCACACUGUGCGGAUAUGCGUCGUUCCUAUUCGGCUGGCACGUGCAUGAGAAGGCGAUCCUCCUUGUCAUCAUCCCGUUCAGUCUCCUCGCCAUCAAAGAUCGAUCUUAUCUUGCCAGCUUCCGGCCUUUGGCAAUAGCAGGCCACGUGUCGUUAUUUCCACUGUUAUUCACGGCAGCCGAGUUUCCUAUCAAGGUCGCUUACACGAUCACAUGGCUGAUCAUCUUCCUCUAUGCCUUUGAUCAGUUGGCGCCAGCACCUUCCAGGCGGCGAAUUUUCCUUUUGGAUCGAUUUGCCCUGCUUUAUAUUGCCAUCUCUGUUCCACUGAUGGCUUACUGCUCGCUGGUGCAUAGAAUGGUGUUCGGAGCUAGAUACGAAUUUUUACCAUUGAUGUUCAUCAGCACAUACUCUGCAGUAGGAGUCAUAGGGUCGUGGCUGGGAUUCAUGGUUUGCUAUUUGUCGUAAAUGGCAAACUCGCGAUGCAUUGAAGAUUACUUGUGGGUGAUCACCAAUACUAG